GUGUCAUCAGAUGGUGUGAUGUGAAUGUUGUGAAUUGUUUGUUUUAGGAACACGUACAUAAACACUUUUAGUACAUAACCAAUAACUUUUUGUUGAAAGUUAAUCUAUGUAUAGUUGAGUUUGACACUGUCUAAUGUGCAUAUUCCAGUGGUUGUAAGAUAGACAAUUCACAUCGAACUAUUAAUAAAACAUCCUGACUGACGCUUGUUAAUUUUUUUCUUCUUGCAUCAGUCAACAGCAGAGUGGGCAGACUUUGCCAAGCAGUCAAAUUGUUAUCAGUGAGUGAUUCGUGUUUCGAUGUUGCUUCCUUGUGCUUUGGAACAUUUGGUAAAUUUACGUUUUAAAUAAUUUAUAAAUAGCCAUGUGUUAAAUAUAUUAGUCUCUUAAAGUUUAAGUGAAUUUUGGUCUUUCUCAUUAUUGUGAAUUUGUGUAUUUUCAUCAUGCCUAAAAACAUUUUAUUCCUUCACCCUGAUCUUGGAAUUGGAGGGGCUGAAAGACUAGUAGUUGAUGCUGCUUUGGCACUUAUUGCAAAAGGGCAUGUUGUUAAUUUUGUGACAACACACCAUGAUUUGUCUCAUUGUUUUGAAGAAACUAAGAACGGCUCAUUUCCAGUAACUGUUGUGGGAGACUGGAUUCCAAGGAAUAUUUUUGGUAAAUUUUAUGCAUUAUGUGCAUACCUCAAAAUGAUUUAUGCUGCAUUUUACAUUAUUUGUUUUAGCUCAAUUCAACCUGAUCUUAUUUUUUGUGAUAUUGUAUCAGCAUGCAUUCCAGUCUUUUGGCUGUCUAGAUGCCGUGUGAUUUAUUAUUGUCAUUUUCCUGAUCAGUUAUUAAGUAAGCCAGGUUCCAAGUUGAAAAGUUUGUAUAGAGCACCUUUGAAUUGGCUAGAAGAAAUAACUACUGCUUCUGCUGAUAUAAUUUUAGUUAAUAGUGAAUUUACACGUAAUGUUUUUAAAGACACGUUCAAAAGUAUACAGAAAACGCCAGCAAUUUUGUAUCCUUCAAUUAACACUGAUUUCUUUAAACGUGAUUGUAGUAGUUCCUUGAAAGAUAUCCUAGGAGGUGAUUUUGAGCCUGACAGAUUCAUCUUUCUCUCAAUAAACCGCUACGAAAGAAAGAAAAACAUCUUGUUGGCGAUAACAGCUUUGAGUUUGUUAAAAACCAAACUGAGUGAAAAAGACUGGGACCGUGUGUAUCUUAUUAUAGCUGGAGGGUAUGACAGCAGAGUAAUUGAAAACUUGGAGUACUAUGAAGAACUUAAAGAAAAGUCUAUUAAAUAUGAAGUACAGAACAAAGUUUAUUUUUUAAAGUCUCCUUCAGAUGAUGACAAACUAUAUUUGCUCCAACAGUGUGAUUGCUUGUUAUAUACUCCAUCAAAUGAGCAUUUUGGAAUUGUUCCUCUUGAGGCUAUGUAUUCACAGAAAGCUGUAAUAGCAGUAAAUAAUGGAGGUCCCGUUGAAACUGUUGUGGAUGGUGAAACAGGAUUUUUAUGUGAAGCAAGUGAAGAAAGUUUUUCAUCUGCCAUGGCUGUGUGUGUAAAAGACAUUAAUGUCACACGAAGUUUGGGAAUGGCUGGAAGGAAACGAUUUGAAGAAAAAUUCUCAUUUGCAGCUUUUCAAAAUAAUUUAAAUGAGAUAGUAGAAAACAUUACACCAUUAGAAUAAUGUAACUAGUUGAAAUUAUAGGCUAGCUUAGAAUUAAUCUGUACAUUUAUGAACUGAUUUUAUAAGUGAAUGAAUUAAAAGUAUAUAGAUUUUUAAACAGUUUUAAA
Molecule: messenger RNA, 1768 nt
Organism: Homalodisca vitripennis (glassy-winged sharpshooter)
Lineage: Eukaryota; Metazoa; Arthropoda; Insecta; Hemiptera; Cicadellidae
Product: alpha-1,3/1,6-mannosyltransferase ALG2-like
Exons: 1
Coding region: 441-1661 (406 amino acids)
Molecular function (GO): alpha-1,3-mannosyltransferase activity; GDP-Man:Man(1)GlcNAc(2)-PP-Dol alpha-1,3-mannosyltransferase activity
Source: RefSeq, a predicted model, not a curated record